GUUAGGUCCCGAUACCAUCGUUUGGACGCCUAUCAACCUCACCUCCAACUACAAGAUAGCGCAACCCUGAAACUUCCAGGCAUCGCAUCAGCAAUCACAUCGCCAUUAUCUCCCAGUUCAAUUCCUCGAUGACACGCCCUCGGCAGAGUUACUUUUAGAUUGCUUUCCAUCAGCAGCCAAGAUGCCCGAGGGUGUCACAGCCGAGGAGAAGGCGAUCAUUCGCCGUGUCGUUCCAAAGGCACAGAACAAGAUUCUAGCUGCUGCUAUGGUCAGACUGUAUAUUGCAUACCCAAACACCUCAAAAUGGACAUACACUGGAUUACAGGGUGCGGUGGUUUUAGCAAAUGACCUCAUCGGGAACACCUUUUGGUUGAAGUUGGUAGAUGUUUCGCCUUCAGUGCGAGGGGUCAUAUGGGAUCAGGAGAUAUAUGAGAAUUGGUCUUACAACCAGGACCGUGUUUUCUUUCACAGCUUUGAAAUUGAGGGUUGCUUGGCCGGUUUAUCAUUUUCUGAAGAAAAGGAGGCCGUUAAGUUCCUAAAGCAAAUGGUAGACCGCGAGAAGCAUGCAAGCAAAGCAACCAAGUUAAACCCUUUUGGAGGCAGUGGGCCAGCACCACAAAAGCACGGAAUACUGGGAGGUAUAUUUGGUGGCCAUAGGCAUGUGUCGGCCCCGUCUGCCCCCAUGCCCAGCCAGCCAACUCCCCCUGAAUCUCCCCGAACAUUUAUCCCACCUUCGCUCUCGCAACACAAUCCGUCGUAUUCCUCUGUCAGUAUCAAUCCACCGAAGGUAUCCGAGUAUGCUAAAUUAGAUGCUCUCGAUCCCAACUGGAGAGAAACUUGGGGAGGUGAUUUACGAGAUAUGGGAAUCACCGACGACCAGAUUCGAGACAACCAAGACUUCAUUGCUGAGUACAUUCAAGAGCAGCAAGCUGCAUCUGCUGCAGCCCCUGAGCCUGCUUACCAGGAGCCUCCGCGGGCAAAAACGGCCCUUCCUCCACCACCGCCUCCUCCACAGGCGGCUGCUCCGCGGAUUCAUGAGCUUCCCCAAUCACCACCGCCACCUCCGGCUCAACGAGGUGCGCCUCCAGCACCACCUCCUAGCCGGAGAGCAAAGGCAGAGCCUAUCCCAAAAGAGCCUACCCCUCCGCCGCGCGAGCCAUCACCUCCCAAAGGACCGCCGCCGCCAAAAUAUGCUGCUCCUCCUCCUUUUGCGGAUGCUGGCAAGCUGCUCAAUUCAAACCCAAGACCAACUCCCGGUCGACCACAUGCCACAUCGAUUUCCAAUCAGUCCGCGCCACCUCCACCCCCGCGGCCUCCGAAGACGCCGAACGACGACUUCGAACCUGGAGAAUCUGGAUCGAGAUUCGGAGUACCACCACCGUUCAUGGGCCAACGUACACCUCAGCCACCACCUACGCCAAUGCGUUCUGCCGUGCCUCCACCUCCCCCAGCUCGAAGCACUCCAAAUGCAGCAUUGCCGCCUCCAUUACCCCCCAAGACACCCAACAAUGGACCAGGCUCGCCGCCCCCUCUCCCGCCAUCCUCCUCUCGGCCAAUACCACCACCACCAUCGAGAGACAAUGGUCCUCCACCACCCCCUCCACUACCUGUCUCCAACACACCGCCACCACAACCAGCUCGCCCAUCGAACGCAGCUCCGCAACAACCAGCUCGCGCGGUGGCGCCCGCUCUACCACCCCCAACUGGAGGAGCUCCAGCUCCCCCCCCUCCACCACCGCCGCCGCCGCCUCCGCCGCCACCUGGUGGUGCAGGACCCCCUCCUCCACCUCCCAUGCCCAGCCGCGAUUCAGGCGCACCAGGGCCUCCUCCCCCACCUCCAAUGCCCAACCGCGACUCAGGCUACGUCUCCGGAGUACCUAAUAUGCCAGCGCCUACUGGUGACCGUAGUGACCUCCUGUCUGGCAUUAAGCAGGCUGGCGGUAUCGGAGCGCUCAAGAAGGUGGACCGCAGCAAAGUGCGCGAUCGCAGUGCGGCUGCUGUACCUGGCUCUGCUGACACUGGCCCGGCUGGAAGUGGGUUACCUCCGGCUACUACUGGUGGUGGUGGUGGUGGCCUGGCCGAUGCGUUGGCAGAGGCACUCAACAAAAGGAAGCAGAAAGUUAGCGCUAGUGACGACGAAGCUGAAGAAGAUGAUUGGUAAGAUCCCUGGUGGAAGAUGUCCGUUAGUGGGGGGUUGUAUCAGAAAUUGUCACAAUGUAACGGGCUUUUGUUUGUUGGCGUCUUGGGUGUCAGUCUCCCUCCCGACUCAGGUAGAGCGUAACAACAUGCGCUGGCUGAGAUUCGCAUAGAGACACAUUAAUUAAAAGCACAAUUCAAAAACUUCAGGUUUG
Messenger RNA from Pseudogymnoascus verrucosus, 2351 nucleotides. RefSeq lists its product as uncharacterized. Lineage: Eukaryota; Fungi; Ascomycota; Leotiomycetes; Thelebolales; Thelebolaceae. Gene Ontology annotation, biological process: Arp2/3 complex-mediated actin nucleation; endocytic recycling; exocytosis. The transcript has 4 exons. Gene Ontology annotation, molecular function: alpha-tubulin binding; gamma-tubulin binding; actin binding. The coding region runs from base 182 to 2161 and encodes 659 amino acids. Gene Ontology annotation, cellular component: early endosome; recycling endosome; WASH complex. The record is from RefSeq and is a predicted model, not a curated record.